CCUCCCAAAACCCUAUUGAAACCCGACCUCACUCUUGCCCCCGAAAACACAAAGCAAAAUUACACAGGAAAAGAGAGAAGAAGCAAGAAGAAGCAUGGGUUUGCAAAAAAAGCAAAUAAUAUCAUCAGCUCUUAGCAAGCACCUCUCUUUAUCUCCUGAAGCUCCUUUGGGUGACCUUGGAGAGUAUGAUAUUAAGAGUCUGUACUUGAACAUUUUGAAGUCAUCAGGAAAAAGGUCCCCAUUAAAAGAAAGUGAGGAGGUGAUGAAAUGGAUAAGCUUUGCAGAGAUUUUUCCAAUAGAUUCUCCGACAUGCUUUGAUGCUCUCAGUGGAUUGAACAAAGACUUGGCUCUGAAUUCUGUGCUUUUGGGCAAUGGAUUGACACCCUCUGAAGCUGAUAUUAUAGUUUUUUCAGUAAUACAUUCAUCUGUGAUUGGCCUUUCACAUUUAGAGAGGGAAAAGUUGGUGCAUGUAAUGAGAUGGAUGGAUUACAUCCAGAACAAGGUAGACUUUGGGAAACUAUUUGAAAAGGUUUUGCUAGAAAAGGGUGCAUUCGAACUUCAGUUGCAGGGAAUAAAAGGUGAUGCUAAAUCAGAAAUAGAUACAAAUGCAAAAAAGACCGUGGAAAACAGUAAGAACAAAGAAAAAUCAGAAGCAGACCUAAGCAUGAAGAAAAGUGAUGCUGGGAAUAAGUCUACUGGAAAAAAAGAAUCUGCUCAAGAGAAGAAGAAACCAUCUGAAACAGAAGCAGGUGAGAAAGACAAAGAACUAAGUGUCAGUUUACUGAAUAUACAAGUUGGCCUUAUUCGCAAAGCAUGGAAGCAUCCCUCUGCUGACAGUUUACUGGUUGAGGAGAUAGAUAUUGGAGAUGCUAAAUUGAGGCAGGUAGUCAGUGGUUUGGCGAAGUUUUAUAGUCCAGAUGACUUGACGAACCGUCGAGUUGUCUUGAUUACAAAUGUAAAACCUGGAAAGCUACGAGAUGUGAUGUCAGAAGGCCUGGUCCUUUGUGCAUCGAAUGAGGAUCACACCAUUGUAGAGCCUUUGCUGCCUCCAGAAGGUGCCAAAGUUGGAGAACGUGUGUCAUUCUUGGGGAUUGACGGUAAGCCCGAAGAUGUUCUUAACCCAAAAAAGAAGCAGUUAGAGAAAAUAACACCGAAUCUUUUCUCGGAUGAUAAGGGUGUGGCCACAUUUAAGGGAAUACCAUUUAUGACAUCUGGUGGGCCUUGUACAUCAUCCAUCCCGAAGGCAAGCAUCAAAUGAUGCAAAUGAUCAAUUGGACCUUAAAAACGCCAUGCGGCUUACCACUUCGAGGUUCAUAUUUCAACUUUACAUGAGAAGAUACACAUGUAAACUGUCAUUCAGUUGUCUUUUGAAAAUAUUUAACGAAGUCUUAUUUUAAUCAGUUUGUUGACUGUUGUAUUAAGUUAAAUUUUGUUGUCUUGACUCAUUAAUGAUGAAUAUAUCGUGUCAAUUGAUGAAUGCGGCUAUUUUUUAGGCAUAAUGAGCAAUCCGUUUAAAUC
Molecule: messenger RNA, 1518 nt
Organism: Populus euphratica (Euphrates poplar)
Lineage: Eukaryota; Viridiplantae; Streptophyta; Magnoliopsida; Malpighiales; Salicaceae
Product: Nucleic acid-binding, OB-fold-like protein
Exons: 12
Coding region: 95-1258 (387 amino acids)
Molecular function (GO): tRNA binding
Source: RefSeq, a predicted model, not a curated record